Lethenteron reissneri (Far Eastern brook lamprey) is the source of this 3201-nucleotide messenger RNA. RefSeq lists its product as uncharacterized. NCBI's taxonomy places the organism in Eukaryota, Metazoa, Chordata, Hyperoartia, Petromyzontiformes, Petromyzontidae. The record is from RefSeq and is a predicted model, not a curated record.
GAGGGCAGUCAGCAAGCGACCCACGGAGGGUCACGCGCAAGCCAGCUUCACCAGCAUGUUCAUCAAGAUGUUGAAACGCAGAACGUACUCGCUCAUCAAAGACGAGUCGGCGGACAAAUUCAACAACGGCGUGAAGUUGACCAAAUACAAGGCGAUGAGCUACGUCCAUUCGGCGCCGGGCGGCGUGAAGACCGCUCCUGCACACCUCGGAAGGCCCGCUAUGCCACGACACGAAGGGGCGGUGUGCGGUCGCGUGGCUCCGGCAGAAGACGCUGGGGACCGGUUGGAGGCCACCACGUUGUCAACUCAACACCCAGAGGCCAGCGGCAGCAGCGUCGGCAACAUCGGCGGCAAUGGAGAGGCAGAAGCUUUAUCUGCCCAAUCAAUUGAAAACGCUGCGCUCGCCCAAGCUAUCGAGCUCCUCUUAGACCAAUGUGGGCCCCUCACCCAGGAGAUAGAGGUCCCAGAAGGUCCGCACCAGGUGUUCGAUAACCAUCGUCGUGAUCCAUCUCAAGAGGAAGUUGAGCAAAAAUGUAAUGGCAUGGAUCACCGGAUGAAAGCUGUGUGCUCAGAUGAUGUGGAAGUGAGUGUACCAGUGGUUACAUUGCAGUCCACGGACAGUUUAGAAGCACUGGUAGAAGAUGUCGGGGAUUUCACCGCUGCAGGAAAACCUGAAUCUGCAGGUUGUAAGAACGUACAACUGACGUUGAGUUGCCUAUCUGGCCAAACGCUGUGCUGUGUCAAAGACUGCGCUCAUAACGUCGACGCAUCUUCCUGCGCGGACACCGCCAGUCUCGAUGCCUUGCACGACUCGGACAGCGACCACUCCACACUGGAGUUGGGCGUGAGUCAAGAGAGGGAGCUGCCCGCCGCCAUACCCCAGGACGGCGUUCCGACAGCGUCUGGCAAGAAGGCGGUGGCCAGGCGACGCUUCUUCAGUGACACUCUCGUCGCAAGCGACGGGCACCGAGUCGGGACGACGAAUUCAACGGUGGACGCGGAGCGCGCGCGACGCGGCGGCACCGCAUGCCCCGGCAGCGGCGACAGCGUUGGCCAGUUUCACCCAGGCCUCCUGCCAGAAGACGACGAGGAAGAGGUGUUUUUGAAGCAUGAGCCCCGGCGCUCGGUCGCCUGCCCGCCAAACUCGUGCCAGGGGAAUUCGUCACCGGUGGAAGGAGGAGGACGGUCUUGGUUCGACGAGCAUCGGGCCCUUGACGAGACGGUGGAAAGCCAAGAGGACCGCCCAGUCAAGCCGUCCAGGCAGGCAUCGACUCGCCGAGUUACGGGUUUGGAUCACCUGGACCAGCUGUGCUGUCUCAUGGAGAAGAUGGGCCAUCAAAAGGAGGCCAACAAGAGGCUUCAGCAGGAGAUCCAGCAGCUUCAGACCGAGCUGCAGGCUCAGAAGCUCCAGCAGGAGGCCAUGAGAUCCCGCUGCACAUGCGGAGCGACCGUGUGGCAGAGGAAGGCAUGGGGCUCUGCAAUGCCUGGGCUUUCCUCGCCGGCCCGUCACUCCGUCCACCAGUCCACCGCGACUGUCGCUCGCGUGAGGGUCAACUCCGAGGCGGCCGGGUGGCCGACACGGGAGGCACUCGGAGGGCUGCACCGGCGAAUGGGCUCACUGAGGGAGGAGCGCACGAGGCUGACACGCGCGCUCACUCUGAGAUCCGACAAGCACGGCUAAGAUAGAGCCCCCCCCCACCCCACGCCUCCUACCGGUCUCCUGCCUGCACACAGGGGUGACGAGCACCUGCCGAGGAUCUCAACCGUGGAGUUGGUUUCUCUUUUGGGGGACCGAAGACGUCUACACGCAGCGGCGGUGCCACAGCGUCCCUCGACUCCAAGCGACAUUUGACGCGUCGCUCACAACCGCCCGUCCGCCCCCCUAAAAACAACCUCCGACGUGAAGUCGAUAUCAGGGGAAGGGGAGCGUAAAAGCCGGACUCAGCAGCAGCGGCGAUUGUCUCGCGUAUAGGUCCGCCUCCGUCGCGUAGCUGGGACGACUUUGUCAUGUUCAUGCUGAGCCGGUCACGGUGAAGUCUCAUCUCUGUGUGCGGCAGAUUGAGACGGGGGUGAAGGUUUCUCCUUUGUACGACGCGGCGUGGCCACGUGAUGUAUCGCGCGAUUGUACAACCGACAGGCGUGCGAUUUUUUUUCCACGUGCACGUUCACAGAAUGCGUGUUUGUGCUAUCAAAACGAAUGCUGCCUUUGAAACAAUUGCAAUUACGCGCGUUUGCGUGUUUGUUAAAACUGUGACUUUUCGCAACGACGUUGAUGAUGAAAUAUCCAUCAUAAGCUAACCUUAAUAAGCUUAGUCGCAAAGUUGACGUGAGCGAUUGGAUGGUGGUGGCAGUUGUCAUUGGUGGUGGUCCAGGGCCAUUGAUGUUAAUGAUAUCGUCCGAUGGCAAGAAUCAGUCUGAAUCGUAAAGGACAACCGAUGUUGAUGGUGCAGCCUUGUCGGAAGGUGCACAUUUUAUCCAGCACGGAGGGAUAAAAAGAAAAUUUAACUCGGGCUUGUAACUUGGAGAAAUACCCUCAACUGAGUGAGCUCGAACGUAGCUCAACAUAGCUAAGAUGUUUUUUUGUUCAUGUUUUUGUUUUUUGUUUGUUGCGGUUGCACCCGAUUCAAGAGCCGAAUGGCUCACAGGGCUAUACCUAAUAAAUGAACUUGAACUUGAGCUCAUUUCAAAGUGCUGUCCAAACGAGUAUUUGGCAUUGCUCAACUUCCUGCUAACAGCCUUGAAAGCUGGGUUGGGCAUUUCACAUUACCAUGCCAUCUAUAGGCCAACGACUGCCUUCACAGUGGUUCUCAUUUUUUUUUAUCAACUCCAAACGGGACCACAGGAUGUGCUGGGCUUCCCCCCACAGGGACUUGAAUUUGCAAUCGUCCGGUUGUGGGUUAAGCACUCUUAACUACCGUGUUAGUCGUAAUAACGUAUCGUAUCACAGACCACGUACGAUUUUACUACCAUUUGCUGUAUUCAAGAAUCAGCCACUGGUUGAUCAUUUUUUUUACGUUCCAAUUUGCACUAGGGAUUAACUUGGACAUUGUAACUUAACAAUUUAUGGGCAGCAAAUGCCCAUCAUUUUAUGUUGACGGCACUUGAACAUGUCCAUUUAUGACCAUGGGGUAUUGCAGUAUUGUUAUAUUUUAAAUGCACGGUACUGUAUUUUUGUUGUAAAUAAAGAACUCGGGCAAACGU